This is a messenger RNA of Triplophysa dalaica, 624 nucleotides long. It is a transcript of the gene tmsb1, whose product is annotated as thymosin beta 1. The record is from RefSeq and is a predicted model, not a curated record. NCBI's taxonomy places the organism in Eukaryota, Metazoa, Chordata, Actinopteri, Cypriniformes, Nemacheilidae. The transcript is spliced from 3 exons. Gene Ontology annotation, molecular function: actin monomer binding. Bases 167 to 310 code for a protein of 47 amino acids. Gene Ontology annotation, biological process: actin filament organization; regulation of cell migration. Gene Ontology annotation, cellular component: cytoplasm.
AGGCGCAUGAAGAUUCGGCCAAUCAGAGUCCGCGGACUAUCUCCGCGCUGUUGUGAAACGGGGCGUGAUUGCUAUUUAAACCAACUGCCCACCUUGAGCAUUGCGCACACGUUCUGUCAUCGACAUUUACAGCGUUAUACUCAGCGACAGCUCGAGACUCUCCAAAAUGAGUGACAAAAUCCCUGUGAAGACGGAGGUGCAGACCUUUGACAAGAAAUCUCUAAAAAAGACAAACACAGCGGAGAAGAACACUCUGCCAACCAAAGAGGAUAUUGAGCAAGAGAAAAAGGCUGCAAAGGGGUCGAAAUGAAUCCGGCCUGUCACGACUCCUCUCGCCUCCCGUCCCCUUUGACUGCACCUCUAUUUCUACAUAUGAAAUCAUGUUAAAAUCAAUGUCAUCUUUUACAGUACGACAUGAGAACUGUGUAAUCGUGUAUUAAUUGCAGCUGUGGAUCUUUCAAGCGUGUUAUGUAGAGAGGAGAUUGAUGACACCAGCGGCUCUGUGAUCGUCACUGCUGCUGGUGUCUGAAUCUGAAUCUGCUGGCAUUUGUGAUUCUUAGAGAAAUAACAUGUAAGAUGAUAUUUUUGUUUAAUAAAUAAAUAAUAAUAAAGUUUUUAAAUGUA